Daucus carota subsp. sativus is the source of this 3478-nucleotide messenger RNA. RefSeq lists its product as uncharacterized. The record is from RefSeq and is a predicted model, not a curated record. The coding region runs from base 423 to 3155 and encodes 910 amino acids. The transcript is spliced from 7 exons. Gene Ontology annotation, molecular function: protein binding. NCBI's taxonomy places the organism in Eukaryota, Viridiplantae, Streptophyta, Magnoliopsida, Apiales, Apiaceae.
AGGGUAGCGAAGGGGCUGAUGAGGUAAAUAAUAGAACCCGUAAUAUCACAUGAGCAACUCGACACACCAACACGGCACCGUUCUCUCUCCGUCUGUCUCUUCUCUUCCCACAACUCUCAUAGGGCUUCGCUCCUCCCCCUUCUACUCUCUCUCUAAAAAACAUACAAAUCACCUAUUCAUUUUCCACUCGAUCUGCGACUCACUCUCUCCCACCUAGUUUCACGAUCCAUUCUUAUCCGAUCCCCAAUUCUCUCUCUCUCUCUCUCUCUCUCCCUCCUCUCUCUGUCUCUCUCGUCCCCUCUCUCUCUCUCUCUCUCUCUCUCUGUUUCCACUGUUCUUUCCUACACUUAAACAGAUCCAAACAAGUAAAUAGAGAGAGAGAGUAGUAGCGUGGGGGCAUUUUCGAUGGGAAUGCCCGAACGAUGAGCAAAGCCAGCAUCCAACAACAACAACAACAAGACGAAGAGUGUUUCCACGAUUCUCUCGAUCGCAUUCUCUCCUCAACUAACUCCUCUUGCUCUCCCUCUUCUUCCGAAGAAGAAGAAGACGAACACGACGUUGCGCAUUCCCCUAAUUUCAACCCUAAUUAUGCUCAAAAAUCGAAAUUCCCCAUGGGCGUUUUGCACAACUACGACGUUUGGAUCUCCCAGCCUUCUUCUGUCCAGGAACGCCGCUCUCGUCUUCUCCGUAACUUAGGUCUCGCCCGUGAUUCUAAGUUUAGUAGAUCGCUCGCUUUGGAUCACGGUGAGAUUCAAUUAAACAAUGAUGAUAUUCAUAAUGAUAAUCAAAAUGAUGUUCGUGUAGCUGCUAGUUGUAAUGCCGAAAUGUUGCGAUCUAAAUCCGAUGGUGACACGGGGAAAUGUAGUAGUAAUGGUAAUGGUUUUUGUAAUGAUUCUGUUUGUUGUUUGCCCGAAAUUCUUUGUAUUGAUUCCUCUGUGGUGGUAGGUAAUGAUUUAGGGUGUUGUCAUGGGACGGUUGUAAAUAAACAUCAUAAUCGGUCUUGUAGUGGAUCAGUAGCAUUGCCGGGUGGUAAUGGUAGUACUGUUUCGCCUAAUAAGCCGCCUCUUGGGAAACAUAGUCGAGUGGAUUCUACAAGAAAGAGUUUGAGUGGUAACUGUAUCUCGUUUGUUGUUAGGGAGAGUGGGGGCGGGGAAAGGGCAAGGGUAAUGGAAGGGGAGGGGGAUUUGGAUUGUGAUUUGAUUGGUAGUGUUAGCGAUCCUGCUUGCACGAUAAAGAAUCUUGAUACGGGGAAGGAGUUUGUGGUGAAUGAGGUCAGAGGUGAUGGAUCGUGGGAAAAAGUUAAGGAGGUUGCUACGGGAAGGCAGUUGACUAUGGAGGAAUUUGAGAUGUGUGUUGGGCAUUCGCCCAUUGUUCAGGAAUUGAUGAGGAGACAGAAUGUAGAGGAUGGUAAUGAUAAGAACAAUUCGGAUUAUAAUGGGAAUGGUGAUGGGGCAAAACUGAAAAAGAAAGGUAGUUGGUUGAAAAGUAUAAAGAACGUUGCUAGCUCUGUGACAGGCCGUAAGGAGAGACGGAGUAGUGAUGAUAGAGAUACUGCUUCAGAGAGAGGUGGGCGGAGGUCAAGUUCUGCAACAGAUGAUAGCCAGGAAGUUUCAUUUCAUGGUCCAGAGAGAAUACGGGUCAGACAAUAUGGCAAGUCAUGUAAAGAGGUGACAGGGCUUUACAAGAGUCAGGAAAUUCUGGCUCAUACCGGAUCUAUUUGGACAAUUAAGUUUAGUUUAAAUGGUAAAUAUCUUGCCAGUGCUGGUGAGGACUGUGUUAUUCAUAUAUGGAAGGUUGGGGAAUCCGAAAGAAAAGGCGAUCUUUUGUUAGAUAAGAGCGAAGAUGGGAAUCUGAGCCUUCUACUUUUAACUAAUGACUCGCCUGAGCCAAAUUCAGGAUCACCAAAUUUUGGGAGCCAGCUUGAAAAGAAACGAAGAGGACGGUCAUCUAUAAGCAGAAAGUCUGUCAGCCUUGAUCAUGUUUUUGUUCCAGAGACGGUAUUUGCACUUUCAGAAAAACCUUUCUGUUCAUUUGAAGGACAUUUAGAUGAUGUACUUGAUCUUUCAUGGUCCAAGUCUCAGCAUUUGCUUUCCUCUUCAAUGGAUAAAACUGUGCGGCUCUGGCACCUGACCAGCAAAUCUUGUCUAAAGACUUUCUCACACAGUGAUUAUGUUACUUGCAUCCAGUUUAAUCCUGUUGAUGAUAAUUUCUUCAUCAGUGGAUCACUAGAUGCUAAGGUUCGCAUAUGGAAUAUUUCUGAUCGGCAAGUUGUUGAUUGGAGUGAUCUGCAUGAGAUGGUCACUGCUGCAUGCUAUACGCCAGAUGGUCAGGCUGCACUAGUUGGUUCAUACAAGGGAAGCUGUCGCUUGUACAACACAUCUGACAAUAAAUUGCAGCAAAAGACUCAAAUCAAUUUGCACAACAAAAAGAAAAAAGGGCGUCACAGAAAAAUUACUGGAUUUCAGUUUGCACCAGGAAGCAAAUCAGAAGUACUUAUAACGUCUGCAGAUUCACGAAUCCGAGUAGUAGAUGGAGUUGAUCUAGUUCACAAGUUCAAAGGGUUCCGCAACACAAACAGCCAAAUAUCUGCCUCCCUUACUGCUAAUGGGAAGUAUGUGGUGUGUGCAAGUGAGGAUUCUCAUGUCUAUAUCUGGAAACAUGAAGCUGAUUCUCGACCUAGCAAAAGCAAAGGUGUGAAUGUCACACGAUCAUAUGAACACUUCCACUGCCAAGAUGUAUCUGCAGCCAUCCCUUGGCCAGGUAUGGGGGACAUUUGGGGACUUCAAGAUGGUUGUUCUGGAGAACUCAACGGACUUGAUGAUCAUCCUGAAGAAGCCUCCUUAGCGAAUAACCCUCCUACACCAGUAGAAGAUGCUAACGUUAUUGAGAGCUCACCUUUGGCAACUGGAUGUACAAGUAGCCCAUUCCAUGGAACCAUCUCUAGUGCAACAAACAGUUAUUUCUUUGAUAGAAUAGCGACAUGGCCAGAAGAAAAACUUCUUUUAGCUGCUAAGAAACGUAGCCCACAUGUGAGUGUGGACUUCUCAAAUGGCGUUAACCAGAGACGAUCAGCCUGGGGCAUGGUGAUCGUAACUGCUGGUCUUCGAGGUGAAAUCCGAACUUUUCAGAAUUUUGGAAUGCCAGUGUGUAUUUAGGGUCCCGAAUAUGUUGUUGGAGAGGCAAUAGCUAUCGCAGGUCAUCACCCCAAUUAAUCCAAGUUGGCAAAUUUGUACAGCAAUAUUUCACAAGAUUUGUUAUUAAUGGUGAGUUCCAUUUCUUUUUUGAUUUGUGUUUCUUGCCAGUCGAAUUGAUGAUAGGUAGUCUGACUAGGCAUUGAGAAAAAAAAGAGUAGAUUUGUUAGGAAUUACAUAUAUAUACACUAUAGCUUUCUUUCUAUCUGUGUAAAUGCACCGGUCAGAUAUAAAUUUUUUCAGUUGUAUUAAUAUCCAGUUUUCGGUUAUACAUAAAACUUUUAUCC